Messenger RNA from Guillardia theta CCMP2712, 591 nucleotides. RefSeq lists its product as hypothetical. Bases 1 to 591 code for a protein of 196 amino acids. NCBI's taxonomy places the organism in Eukaryota, Cryptophyceae, Pyrenomonadales, Geminigeraceae. The transcript is spliced from 2 exons. The record is from RefSeq and is a predicted model, not a curated record.
AUGUUCUGGCCAACGACUAUGUCUUCAAGAGCGGUACGUCUGACCUUAGAGCCGUCCUGGGUUGAGAGCGCGAUGACAACGAGGCCGAUCAGAAUCACUGAAGUUGCGGCAGCAAAGAAUUUCCUUUGGCAAACAAACAACAACAACAACAACAACAACAACAACAACAACAACAACAACAACAACAACAACAACAACAACAACAACAACAACAACAACAACAACAACAACAACAACAACAACAACAACAACAACAACAACAACAACAACAACAACAACAACAACAACAACAACAACAACAACAACAACAACAACAACAACAACAACAACAACAACAACAACAACAACAACAACAACAACAACAACAACAACAACAACAACAACAAGGACAUCAGACUAUCUGCAUCAGUCUCGUGCAUGGCAAUCAUCACGCUUCUCCUCUGUCGCUUCUCUCUCCUCACCUUCCAUCUUUCCUUCCCCCUCGGAUCUCCGCCAAGGGCGCCGUCAGGUGCUCCAUUGUCAUUGUCACCCGAAAUAGCACUGAUGACCCCUGUUACUCAUCAGUACCCCGAACUGUCCAUCUUCGCCUGA